Penaeus chinensis is the source of this 3112-nucleotide messenger RNA. RefSeq names its product protein tumorous imaginal discs, mitochondrial-like. Gene Ontology annotation, biological process: negative regulation of apoptotic process; protein folding; mitochondrion organization. Bases 58 to 1575 code for a protein of 505 amino acids. Gene Ontology annotation, cellular component: mitochondrion. NCBI's taxonomy places the organism in Eukaryota, Metazoa, Arthropoda, Malacostraca, Decapoda, Penaeidae. Gene Ontology annotation, molecular function: ATP binding; heat shock protein binding. The transcript has 8 exons. The record is from RefSeq and is a predicted model, not a curated record.
GAGUAAAGCAGAGCCGAGUAGCACAGACAACCCCUCUCAGCUGAGCAGGACAACACGAUGGCCGCCAGCAUCGGCCUCCGCACGGCGCCGCUCCUCAAAACCUUUCAGAAACCGUCGCUUUCCCACCAGUUAAGAUUCUUCAAGACAUGCCCGACGAGCUUUUCGAUAUGCUGCAAGACGUCGCCCAAAAUGGGGAGGAUAAAGGUGUCCUCCGGGCUGUGGAAUGGAGGUCAGCUUUUAAGAAUAGCAGCAACUGCUUCAUUCCAUACUUCGUCAAGCCUGAGAAAGCGUGAUUACUAUGAUGUCCUGGGUGUACCACGUAAUGCAUCUUCAAAGGAUGUCAAGAAAGCCUAUUACCAACUUGCUAAGAAAUAUCAUCCAGAUGUGAAUAAGAACGAUCCCUCAUCUCAAAAAAAGUUCACAGAGGUGUCAGAGGCAUAUGAGGUUUUAGGGGAUGAUGAGAAACGUCGGCAGUAUGACACCAUGGGCCACACAGCGGAGGAGAUGGGUAGGGCUGGAGGCGCUGGUGCGGGCAACCCAUUCCAGUCAGGGUGGCAGUAUCAGACUACAAUUGAUCCAGAAGAACUCUUUAGAAGAAUCUUUGGUGAUUUUGGAAGAGGAAGCAUGGACAUGGGAGACCAAGAUUUUGCAGAAUCAGCCUUUGGGUUUGGUGCAGCGCAGGAGAUAGCCAUCAAUUUAACCUUUUCACAAGCCGCUCGAGGAAUCAACAAAGACAUGACCUUGAACACAGUUGAUAUAUGUCCAAAGUGCACAGGGUCCCGAUGUGAACCUGGUACCAAGGCGAGUCGCUGUCAGUACUGUAAUGGCACAGGCAUGGAAACAAUGAGUACAGGACCCUUUGUGAUGCGUCAGACUUGUCGAUAUUGCCAUGGGACUCGCAUGCACAUAAAGUUCCCCUGUACAGAAUGUGAAGGAAAAGGCCAAACAGUACAAAGGAAGACAGUCACCGUUCCUGUUCCUGCAGGUGUUGAGGAUGGACAGACACUGAGGAUGACCGUUGGUAGGAAGGAAGUUUUUAUCCGCAUGAAGGUUUCCAAGAGUGAUUAUUUCCGACGAGAUGGUGCAGAUGUCCACACAGAUGUAACCGUGUCCCUGGCUCAAGCAGCACUAGGGGGAGCCACCAGAGUACAGGGCAUCUAUGAAGAUAUCACACUACAGAUUCCAAAGGGCACACAGUCCCACUCCAGAAUAUGUUUGAAUGGCAAAGGCAUUAAGCGUAUCAACACCUAUGGCUAUGGUGACCACUAUGUCCACGUCAAGAUAAGGAUACCAACAAAACUCUCAGCAGAACAAGAAGCCUUGUUGACAGCUUUGGCAGAGCUUGAAACAGACACACCAGGGACCAUCAAUGGCAUCACCUACACCAAAGACGGUAAACAAGUUGCUGUCGAGGAAAAUGAUACUCUGAGGCAGAUCCGUGCUAUACUAAGGGGCAAUAUAGAAGAAAUUGUUGCUCGGAAAGUUGCAGAUGAUGUGGAGGAUGCAGCAGAGGACACAAAGAGACCAACAGAAGAUGAUAGUAAACAAGGAGACAGAGUCGAAGCCAAGAAAUAAAGGACAUGAGAUGUGAGGCACUGUAUAUUUUCUUUUGUUGGCAGUUUCAGAAAGGGGAAGACAAAGUGGAAAACUUGAUUGUCAAUAUUCUGUUGUCUACUGUAUUCAGAUAUGUAUUCUGUCUUGUUCAAACUCACUCAUUCUCUCUCUCUCUCUCUCUCUCUCUCUCUCUCUCUCUCUCUCUCUCUCUCUCUCUCUCUCUCUCUCUCUCUCUCUCUCUCUCUCUCUUUCUCUCUCUCUCUUUCUCUCUCUCUCUCUCUCUCUCUCUCUCUCUCUCUCUCUCUCUCUCUCUCUCUCUCUCUCUCUCUCUCUCUCUCUCUCUCUCUCUCUCUCUCUCUUUCUCAGGAAUGGCUUCCAGUUUUUAUUAUGCAUUAUGAGAUUUGUAAGAUAAACCAUAUCUUUUGAUGUUCUUCUUAGAAAGUGGUACUGUUUUCCUCAUUACAGAUGUAUCACUAUAAAUAUAUUUCUUAUUUUGUUUUUUGUAUGUCUCACAUUUUUUCAGUGUGAUUCUCAAACCAGUCCAAGUUAACUUGCAUAAUUAUUCUGCAUGAAUGGAAUUGUUUCCUUAAACUUUACAAGAAUGUAGUGUAUAGCUGUGAUCAUGUUCAGAUUGAGAAUUACAGUAUAUACAUUAAACUGCAAAAUUGUUGUGAUGCAGUCAUGUUGCAGAUUUUGCUUUACUGUCAAGUCUUUCAAUAUUCUCCCUGGCAAGCCCUCCAAAGUGCCAUGAUAAGACUAAUUUAAUUUUACUGUCACCAAAUUUAAUUGUUUAUAUAACUUGAAAAGGACCAUUGCAUCAGAUACAAACUCCUGAAGCAAACUUUUGAUCUCAUGGCUCUCCAUUAAAAUUGCUCAUAGCUAACACCUGAAUCAGAAUUCAUGUACCUUUGGCUUUGUAGUAUAGUAACAGUAUCAGAAUUCAAGUCACGGCCUAUAGGAGUGGGUCAUAGUUCUUGGCAUUAUUUUGAUUCUGGCAAUUUUAUGCAAAGAAUUAUUUAUCUGCUGGUUAGUAGAGAUUGAAUUUUUGAGAAUUGGGUGCAAUUAAGAGUAUUUUCAUUAUUAUCUUUGGUGUGGAAGAUAUAUCAUACAGGCUGUGAUGGAAGAUUAGAGAGUUGAGAAGAAAUUGUAGAGUAACCUUUUUUUUCAAGACAUCGAAAAGAAAAGGUGAUGGUUCUUUAAAAUAUCCUGGAAUAAAUGUCAGCAAGGUAUUAGGUUAUACCAAUGUGAUAUAGAGCAGCACAAGGAUAAGGUGCCAUUUUCUUCCGUUGCCAUCUGGAAAUAAAUUCGUAACUAUGAGAAAAAUUUGCAGUGAUACAAUGACUUGGCCACACACUCUGUCUCAUAUUUUUAUAUGGUUGAAGAAGCGUUCCUGUUCAACUCUGGGAAAAAAUUAUCAAAGAGAAAGUUAAAAAGAAAAAGUAAAAGAUACUGUUAUUGUUUCAUGUUAUUAUAAUGUAUGGUUGAAAAUACAUGUACAGGCCUAUAGAUUCCAUAUUGUAUAUAGUGGAACAGUAUUGAAAUACACAAUACAGUUUUA